This is a messenger RNA of Folsomia candida, 507 nucleotides long. Its product is annotated as DBH-like monooxygenase protein 2 homolog. Gene Ontology annotation, biological process: octopamine biosynthetic process; dopamine catabolic process; norepinephrine biosynthetic process. The transcript is spliced from 3 exons. The coding region runs from base 1 to 507 and encodes 168 amino acids. The record is from RefSeq and is a predicted model, not a curated record. Gene Ontology annotation, molecular function: copper ion binding; dopamine beta-monooxygenase activity. Gene Ontology annotation, cellular component: secretory granule membrane. Lineage: Eukaryota; Metazoa; Arthropoda; Collembola; Entomobryomorpha; Isotomidae.
AUGACCUUUGCAAAACUCUGCGUCUUUCUCACAGUCUGCCUCGCAGCCUCUGACGUGCUGGGAGGAACGGUGCCAAUCAAUGAUGGCAAGUACAUUUUAGAGACCAGAGUCACCUUGGCUGGCGUCCUCACUGUGAAGGUCACGGCAGAAACGACGGGUUGGGUGGGAUGGGGACUAUCUCCGAACGGAAGCAUGAUUCUCUCCGACCUGGUCAUCGGGGGUUUCGAUGCGUCAAAGGGUUCCUACAUCGGGGAUCGCUUCUCCGCCGUUCCGGGGCCUCCACAACUGGAUGCCGUUCAAAAUGUUCAACUCGUCUCGGCGUCUGAAAAUGCGACCCACACGGUGCUAGAGUUUACUCGAGCUGUUGAUACGGGAGAUAUGACGGAAGAUAUUAAAGUGGAGAAUGCAGUCCAAUUUAUUGUCUGGGCUGUUGGUCCCACGGACGAAAUUGAAUAUCAUGGACCGGAAACUCGAGGCACGAUAGAACUUAACUUGAUGGAUGGUUAA